AUGGAGAUGUUCACGAAGAAGUACGACAAGGAGUGCAUGAAAAUGGCCAUGUUGAAUCACGAGAAGACGUUCAGGGAACAGGUACAGUAGACGUCUGCUUCUUCCUGUUAAUUUCCCUCCUGCCGAUCUCCUGCGUAAAUUUCCCUGGCCUGCUAGGUCAACGAACUCCACAGGCUCUACCGGGUCCAGAAGAUCCUGAUGAGGGACCUGAUGAUGAGCAGCGCGCUGCAGAGGCACCAGCAGGUCUCCGAUCGCCGGAACGGGGACCUCCGCAGAUGGGACCCCGAGAACCAGACGAGCUUCUUCCCGCGGGCCCAGGAAAGGCGGAAGGCGUCGCUGGACCUGGAAAGGCCGGCGGAGGAAUAUGCCGAGGACGACGGCGAGAACGCUGCCGAAGAAGAGAGCGAGAUCGAGCUGACGCUGGCGACGGGUAGCCGCGCGAGGAAGAAGGAGGAGACAUCGCUGACUUCCGAGUCCGGAGCGAGCUUCUCUUCUUCCUCCACCGAAUCGGGUGGGGACAACCCCAAGUUCCAGGACUGGGGUUUGCCUCAGAUCGCCGGCAUGAACAGGAACUUUCCCGGCGUGAGGAGCACCGAGCACCCUCCCUGGCUCUAUCAGUGCUUGAGCCUGAACAUUGCAUGA
Spirodela intermedia is the source of this 642-nucleotide messenger RNA. NCBI's taxonomy places the organism in Eukaryota, Viridiplantae, Streptophyta, Magnoliopsida, Alismatales, Araceae. The record is from the annotation of a GenBank genome assembly.